AUGGUUGAUGAAUUCAACGAGUGCGCCGUCUCAAGGAAGAAAUGGUGCCAAACCGCUAACCGUGCUGUAUUCCUCCUGUCUACUAAUGACAAAACCGUCAAAUUUUGGAAGGUUCAAGAAAAGAAGGUGCAGAAAGUUUCUGACAUGAAUAUUGACCCUUCAAACGAAUGGAAAUGGACCUAUCGCAAGUUCAAGCAAUUCUUCGAUGGAGAAACUUUCAUAUCCGCCGAUGAUUUGCGAAUAAAUCUUUGGAACCUGGAAAUUAGCAAUCAAAGUUUUAAUAUUGCCAAUGUAAAGCCUGCAAAUAUGGAGGACCUUACUGAGGUUAUAACAUCAGCAGAAUUUCACCCGACACAUUGUAAUACAUUGGCAUAUAGCAGUUCAAAAGGCUCAAUCCGUCUUGUUGACUUGCGGCAGUCAGCCUUAUGUGAUUCCCAUGCCAAGUUAUUUGAAGAACAGGAGGCCCCUGGGUCCAGAUCGUUUUUCACAGAGAUUAUUGCUUCUAUCUUGGAUAUAAAAUUUGCAAGGAAGAAAACAGUUUGA
Molecule: messenger RNA, 543 nt
Organism: Lathyrus oleraceus (garden pea)
Lineage: Eukaryota; Viridiplantae; Streptophyta; Magnoliopsida; Fabales; Fabaceae
Product: serine/threonine protein phosphatase 2A 55 kDa regulatory subunit B beta isoform
Exons: 2
Coding region: 1-543 (180 amino acids)
Cellular component (GO): protein phosphatase type 2A complex
Molecular function (GO): protein phosphatase regulator activity; protein binding
Source: RefSeq, a predicted model, not a curated record